CGCAAGAGGCUGGUCGACGUGGAGCGGGUGCGGAAGCCACGCGUGCUACGUAGCAAGCACCUAGCUGCUUCCGAGGAGCGGGGCACUGUGUGUAGCUUUCGGUCUACGUCGCCGAUCCCUGAGAAAGACUCUGCUGCUCAAUCCCAGCCUUCAGCGACGUAGCCCAGCACAGUCCUGAUGACUUCGUCUAAGACCCAGCCACAAGGAAUGUUUGGUGUUGUGGUGGUUGGUGUCGGCAGGGCUGGAUCGGUGCGGAUUAGGGAUUUGCAGAGCCCCCAGCUUCCUCCCAGCCCUCUGAAACUGAUUGGAUUUGUAUCCAGGCGAGAACUUGGUAACAUUAAUGAGACGAAGCAAAUCUCUCUGCAAGAUGCUCUUUCCAGCACAGAAGUUGACGCCGCCUACAUCUGCAGCGAGAACGUUAGCCACGAGAUGUAUGUCAGGCAGUUUCUUGAUGCUGGCAAACACGUCCUUGUGGAAUAUCCAAUGACUUUGUCUCUGGCGUCAGCCCAGGAACUAUGGAAAAAAGCAGAGGAGAAAGGAAAAGUCCUACAUGAAGAGCACAUUGAGCUCCUGACGGAAGACUUUGCUUUUUUGAAAAAUGAAGUGCGUGGGAAAGAGCUGUUGGAAGGAACCCUUCACUUUACAGGUGGUCCCUUGGACAGAGAACGCUUUGGCUUUCUUGCAUUUAAUAGCAUUGCUCGCCUGUCCUGGCUGGUGAGUCUGUUUGGGGAGCUUGCCUUCAUUUCAGCCAGCAUGGAAGAACAACAAGAGAAUCAAUAUCAGAAAAUGACUGUAAACUUGGAGACCAUGGACAAGAGGCCACUGACUUGGAUUGAAGAAAGAGGCCCUGGCCUGAAACGUGAGCGGCGUAUUAAUUUCCUUUUUGAAUCUGGCCGCCUGGAAAGUAUCCCUCCUCCAACUCAAGUACAGCAGAACAUUUUCCUGAGAGACCAAAAUAUAUUUGUCAAGAAACUUUUGGGUCAGAUGUCCACAGAGGACCUGGCCAAGGAGAAGAAACACAGUCUGCACUGCCUAGGAAUCGCUGAUGAAAUCCAAAAGUACUGCCAACACCCCCAAUAAGAGGGGCCCUUGGGAGGAGCAGAGGGUAUAAUGUAACCCUCCAAAAGCGGAUUUCAGAGCUCUUGGCAGUCUUAGAAAACAAUACUGGGGUGGUGGUGGUGGGUGUUAGUUUUUCCCAUUAAAAAGGUUUGCUUAGGGA
Messenger RNA from Phascolarctos cinereus (koala), 1219 nucleotides. RefSeq names its product biliverdin reductase A (gene BLVRA). Gene Ontology annotation, cellular component: cytoplasm. The record is from RefSeq and is a predicted model, not a curated record. Gene Ontology annotation, biological process: heme catabolic process. Gene Ontology annotation, molecular function: biliverdin reductase [NAD(P)H] activity; zinc ion binding; nucleotide binding. NCBI's taxonomy places the organism in Eukaryota, Metazoa, Chordata, Mammalia, Diprotodontia, Phascolarctidae.